Molecule: messenger RNA, 232 nt
Organism: Limanda limanda (common dab)
Lineage: Eukaryota; Metazoa; Chordata; Actinopteri; Pleuronectiformes; Pleuronectidae
Gene: mala.2
Product: mal, T cell differentiation protein a, tandem duplicate 2
Exons: 2
Coding region: 1-165 (54 amino acids)
Source: RefSeq, a predicted model, not a curated record
AUGGCCUCCAGCACCGCCACCAUGGGAAACCUGCCCCGCGGGGUCGGGAUCUGCACCAGCAUCCCGGACAUCCUCUACCUGCCGGAGCUGGUUUUCUCGUACAUGGCGACUUUGCUCUACUUCAUCCACACCAUCCUGUCGGCCAUCCGCUGGAAAUCCUUCUAGAAGGCUCCUCCCUGCCGAGCAGAACCACAACUCCUCAGCUUCUUCUGGGUGGUGAGGCUUUACAUUU